This is a messenger RNA of Chlorella variabilis, 468 nucleotides long. RefSeq lists its product as hypothetical. The record is from RefSeq and is a predicted model, not a curated record. Gene Ontology annotation, molecular function: protein binding; RNA binding. The transcript has 7 exons. Bases 1 to 468 code for a protein of 155 amino acids. Lineage: Eukaryota; Viridiplantae; Chlorophyta; Trebouxiophyceae; Chlorellales; Chlorellaceae. Gene Ontology annotation, biological process: mRNA cis splicing, via spliceosome. Gene Ontology annotation, cellular component: U2-type prespliceosome; U1 snRNP.
AUGAAGGCCCAGUGGCUGCUUCUAGCGCUGGCCUGCGCCAUCCUCAUCGGUGCGUGCGCCCAAGAUGAGGUGGACAUACACCUGGCUGAAACAGCUGAGCUCCAGGAGGAAGAUCUGGGGCCGAUUGAGGAGCGCACGCACUACUGGUUCAACGAUGUGACGGCCGAGUCUCAGUGGGCUAAGCCCGAGUACGAGUACACCGAUCCCAGCAGCGGCGAUGUGUACUAUGUCGACCCCGAGACCAAGGAGACGAGCUGGGACAAGCCCGACAGCCUGAAAUGGACAGAGGUGGAGGACAAUGACGGCAAGGGCACUUACUAUUACAACGAGGGCACCAGCGCCAGCCAGUGGGAGAAGCCCGCCAUGCUGGCCUGGAGGCAGGUGUCUGUGGAGGAGGGCGACCCGCCCCUGGAGGAUGCCCACGAAGAGCUCGGCCCGCUCAGCGGCGGGGACGACGACCUCCCGUAG